Caenorhabditis briggsae is the source of this 195-nucleotide messenger RNA. The transcript has 2 exons. NCBI's taxonomy places the organism in Eukaryota, Metazoa, Nematoda, Chromadorea, Rhabditida, Rhabditidae. The record is from RefSeq and is a predicted model, not a curated record. Gene Ontology annotation, biological process: mitochondrial respiratory chain complex IV assembly. Gene Ontology annotation, molecular function: copper chaperone activity; copper ion binding. Bases 1 to 195 code for a protein of 64 amino acids. Gene Ontology annotation, cellular component: mitochondrial intermembrane space.
AUGCCGUCACCACAGGAGCAGAAGACGUCAUCAGAUGCUCCACAACAGCAAGAGAAGAAGUUGAAGCCGUGCUGUGCGUGUCCCGAAACGAAAAGAGUUCGCGAUGUGUGUAUCAUUGAAAAUGGAGAGGAGCACUGCGGAAAACUGAUCGAGGCUCACAAAGCGUGCAUGCGAGCAGCCGGUUUCAAUGUCUAG